Molecule: messenger RNA, 3481 nt
Organism: Musca domestica (house fly)
Lineage: Eukaryota; Metazoa; Arthropoda; Insecta; Diptera; Muscidae
Gene: Brd7-9
Product: bromodomain-containing protein 7
Exons: 4
Coding region: 138-3083 (981 amino acids)
Biological process (GO): regulation of transcription by RNA polymerase II
Cellular component (GO): nucleus
Source: RefSeq, a predicted model, not a curated record
UCGACCUACAUAUCCCUACGGCAUCAUUCUCAGUGCUUGCUUCAAACAAACAUCAAAAUUUCUUUCUUUUCGAAGAAAAUUUGUGAAAAUACUUGUAAAAUAGAAAAUAUUGGAAACCCAGACGGAGGAGCAACAAAAUGGGAUCCUCUAAAAAGCACAAGAAACACAAAUUGGAACGGCGGGAAAAAUAUGAAGAAUAUAGCCACAGUAAUGAUCCUGCCAACUUACAAAGACGUUUGAAAAUAAUUUUAAAACUUGGACCCAAUAACACUCCCGAAUAUGGCGACGACGAUGUUAUUACAUCCACAGUGGCCGGGCCUCCUACUGCUGCCGAGGCAAUGUGCAGCAGUCCCUUGGCAAUGGAAGAUUUCGAAGAGGAGCACCGUGAAAAACACAAGAAAUCCAAGAAAAAGAAGAAGAAGAAAGAUCGUGAGAAGAAACACAAACAUCACAAAGAAAAGAAACGUGAUAAGGGAGAAAGACAUGCUGUGGACGAAAGUCCCAGACGAGAUGCAUCCUCAAUGGAACGUACUGAAGAUUUGACAUUAAUUGCCAAUCAGGAUUCACAGUCAUUGCCGGCUACUUCCUUUAGUUUGACACAGCAACGCAGUCCUAAACUGGGAGCGGCUGGGCCGCCUUCAAAUCUAAUGCCCUCGGUGAUGGCAGAUGGUGAUAGCAGCCAGGAUGGUUUUAGUUUUAUGGACGAUGAAACGUCACAGCCUUUACCAGAAAAUGUGUUACUCUAUGCGGGUAUUACCACGGAAAAUUCACCGGCCAGUAGACCCAUAUCCAAACCCAUCGUGCCCAUGAAAGUAGAUGAAGUUACACAAGAUUCUGCAGCAUCUUCGACCAUGCAAAGUGCAGCAUCUAUGGGAAAUGUGGCAGUGGCCAUGGCGGAGGAGGGAGAAAAUGUUGCAGGGCCUUCAAGUGCAGCAGCAACCCCAAAUAUACCUCCCAGUCCAAUGGGUGCUGGUAGUAUUGUGGGUGGCGUUAGUCCCACAAAACCUUUGUCUGAGCUCACAAUACCCUCAUUCUCACCAUCGGCAUCAGACACCACACCGGGUGGUUCUAAUUUGACACCAAAAAUGUUAGAGGCCCCACGAACUCCCAGCUCCUCGAGUGAGUCGGGCCGGGAACCCAGAACAUGUGUCCUGAAAAUGAAACAACAAAAAUCCUCAUUAAAUAAACUACUGGAGCAUUUGCUGCGUGGCUUGGAGAAACGUGAUCCCCAUCAAUUCUUUGCCUGGCCGGUUACGGAUGAUAUUGCACCGGGAUAUUCGAAAAUCAUAUCGCGACCCAUGGAUUUUUCCACCAUGCGUCAAAAAAUCGAUGACAAUGAAUACAGUACACUACAAGAAUUCACCGAAGAUUUCCGUCUGAUGUGUGACAAUGCCAUACGUUACAAUCAUGUGGAUACGGUGUAUCACAAGGCUGCCAAACGAUUACUUCAAGUGGGCAUGAAACAUCUUUCACCGGACAAUUUAAUGAGAAGCCUCAAACCCACCUCUGGUUAUUUGAGGGAUCUUACCGCUAAGGAAUUAGGUUUCGAUUUGGUCCAUCACAGUGGAGAUUUUGCUGGUUUCGAUCAUCAUGGCAUGAUUGACUCUGCCGAUGAGGGAGCCUCCACAUGUACCGAAGAGCCACUGACUCAGGCUCAAAUUGAGGAAGAGGAAAAACGUAAGGCCAUACGUCUGGCUAAUGAGCCUAAGACUAGAUUCGAACCUUAUGUUGAUGAUUUAACCUCGGAGGAAAUACUGGCCCAGGUUCAGGGCGCAGCUCAGGCAGCCAAAAAACGCUUAUCGGCCAAGGAAAAGGCCCAUAAAAUGGGAUUCCUAAGGCAGAACAAAGAUGGCACCACCUCACUUAACUUUCUCAUCAAAGAUGAAAAUGAAGGACCUGAAAAGGUGGUGUCUCUGGGUGAUUUGGUAGGCAAACUAAAAUCAGGAUCUGGUCAAGUACAAGGCUAUCGUGAAGAUAAGCGCAAUGAAGCUAAGCUAGUGAAACCUUUGAAUUACGGACCCUUUUCGUCAUUUGCACCCACAUUUGAUUCGCGCUUUUCCACACUCAACAAAGACGAAACCCAAUUGGUUAUGGAUACUUAUGGUGAUGCUCUGAGCACAGAAUAUGCUGAAAGUAUUUUACAAUUUACCAAAGAUUCUUCGUAUGCCACCAUGUUGGCCAAUGGCCUCUUGGAUGCUCUUACCAAUGGCGAACAUUCCAAAUGCAUGCAGGAUCUCUACGAUCUCCAAGUACAAAACUAUGAACAACAAGAGGCACUGAAGUGCUUCACCAAUGCCGGACCCCUGCUAUUGGGCAGUAGCUCUUCGCCCUCGCCGCACGAUUCAAGAGCCCAAAUAGAACAAGAAUAUGAAAAAUAUAAAAAUACUCGAAUAGAUUUUAAUCGCCUUAGGACCCUCCAGGAGCUGGGUAUAGACACAACAUUCUUAAAUGAUAUUGAGAAGGAAAUGAAGAACUUUGAAUUGACGCGAAGAUUACAGGAGCAUCUAAGCAAUAAUCUAAAUCUAAUUGAUAAGCUGAAGAAUACCCAGCAUGAACGGUUAUCACAGCCAUUGCCACAUCAUUUGGGUCUGGUGCAGCCGCCAUCACAAGAGGAGACGCAAUUGGCACAUCAAGUUAGCCAACAGCUGACGGAUGUGGUUAAGAAAUUACCACCAUCGGCGGUAACGGACCCAUAUGCUCUACGCCGAGCCAUGGGCAUUUCAUAUGUUGGUUUGCCACCUCCGCCCGAGCCACAACAGCGUAUAUCUGUACCCGCCAUGUUGCAACAGCCGGUAGCUCUGCCACCCCUAAGCUUUACGAACACCAACCCACAAUCUCUAUCGUCCAAUACAGCAACAUCGAGCAAUACCGCGAAUAGCGGCAGUACAAGCAAUCAGGAUCAACACAAUUUAACAAGCGCUCUGUCCAUGGAUAUCGAUGAAGAUGUAGGCGGUGCCAAUACCAGCGGAGAUUUGGAAAAUGAAUUACGCGAAUUUCUAGAAAGUGGCCCAGGUCUACACGCUGCCUCUUCGUCAUCCAAUGUCGAUGAUAACAAUUUAAUGGCUCAAUUACUUAUGAAUUGAAAUGUCGUAACAAGUUACACACUCAAGCAAUUUGUACGCCUCCUUAUUUUACCGUCAUGUCUUUUUACUUUUUAAUUAGUUUAUGUCUCUUUGAUAUUUCUGAUAUUGUUCUUCAUAGUUUUUUGUACCUAUGUUUAGUUAGUAUUUUUUUGUAUUGGUUUUUAGCUCCUAUUCCACUGCCGCUAAUUCAUGUUUUCGUUUUUUUUUUCUUUCUUUCUCUUAUAACUCCAAUUUGAGCAUUUCAAUGGAUUUUUUACCUCAUAAUACAUAUGUAGAUUUUAAUUUUCAAAUAAUUAACAAUUCCAUCUCUCACAUUCUUCCUGGAAUAGCAAAAUUUGUAUUUAUUAUAUAAAUUGAGAAAAAAAAAAGAAAUAAAUAUGUAAAUAUAUUAAAUAUUA